UUGGAAUCGAAAUGAAAGCAUAUGAACAAUGUUACGGUUCAGGUCAAGACAAUGUAUAUACGAAAAAUAGAUGGUUUUUGAAUGAAAAGUUUAUUCAGUUAAUUAAAAAUAAUGAUUUUUAUCAAAAGCGUGUUCGUUAUAAUGAAAACUUGGUAUUUGAUCCAAAGAAGCCAAUGAAAAAGUGUGUUGAACAAGGUGAAAGUAAAGAUACUAAUGGCGAACAAGAAUCAUUGAAACGUACACGUGAGCAGAAUAAACUAGAUAAGGAAAAUUCAACUGAAAAUAUACAGUCCAAUAAUAAGUCAAUGAAAAAACUGCGUAAACAACAGUUGGAUUAG
Molecule: messenger RNA, 338 nt
Organism: Didymodactylos carnosus
Lineage: Eukaryota; Metazoa; Rotifera; Eurotatoria; Philodinida; Philodinidae
Source: the annotation of a GenBank genome assembly